CCAGAACCUCAGUCCCUUCCUGCUUCACCUUUGCAACAGGAGAAAUAGAUUGUGUUUGUAUAGCUGACUGAGCUUCAUCUUCACCAUCAUGGUUGAGCAGUUUGUUGGAAACUGGACUCUGAUUGCCAGCGAGAACUUUGAUGAAUACAUGAAGGCAAUCGGUGUGGGCCUCGCCACUCGGCAAAUGGGCAACAUGGCAAAGCCUAACCUGGUGAUCAGCGUGGAUGAUGCAGGGGCUAUUUCAAUGAAGUCUGAAAGCACUUUCAAGACCACAGAGAUCAAAUUCAAGCUGAACGAAGAAUUCGAGGAGACUACUGCAGACGGCCGAAAGACCAAGACCAUCGUCACUCUUGAGAAUGGGAAACUCGUACAACAACAGACGUGGGAUGGAAAGAAAACGACACUGGAACGAGAGGUUCAAGAUGGCAACCUAAAAGCUAAAUGUAUCAUGGAUGAAGUUGUUGCAAUGAGGACCUAUGCGAAACGGGCUUAAUUCCAUCGAAAGUUGAGCCUGGACCCUCUGUUCAUUUCAUGAUUGCACAGAGCUACUGCAAACAUGCCAAUAAAGUCUGAACUGUGAUACUUAA
This is a messenger RNA of Siniperca chuatsi (mandarin fish), 587 nucleotides long. RefSeq names its product fatty acid binding protein 4b (gene fabp4b). The coding region runs from base 89 to 493 and encodes 134 amino acids. The record is from RefSeq and is a predicted model, not a curated record. Lineage: Eukaryota; Metazoa; Chordata; Actinopteri; Centrarchiformes; Sinipercidae. Gene Ontology annotation, biological process: fatty acid transport. Gene Ontology annotation, cellular component: nucleus; cytosol. Gene Ontology annotation, molecular function: fatty acid binding. The transcript has 4 exons.